AUGCCACUAGGAAGUCCACCAAUAGAUACUGAGAAGCUGCAGGGGAACCUUAAACAAGAUCUGUCUCAUGACCAACCCUGUCAUCCACGCGCUCUAGAUUGCUUGACCAAGAAUUCGUACAACGAGGACAAGUGCCAGACACAGAUCGACGCCUUAUACGAAUGCUGCAAUGCGUUUUACCAGCAACAAGGAGACCAGGCAUCUACCGUCAGCUGUCCCAAGGCCAAUCUGCUGCGUCUGAAGAUAAGACAGCGAGCACAGGAAACAGAGAGCAAGAAAUAG
This is a messenger RNA of Penicillium nucicola, 282 nucleotides long. RefSeq lists its product as uncharacterized. NCBI's taxonomy places the organism in Eukaryota, Fungi, Ascomycota, Eurotiomycetes, Eurotiales, Aspergillaceae. The transcript has 2 exons. The record is from RefSeq and is a predicted model, not a curated record. Bases 1 to 282 code for a protein of 93 amino acids.